AUGCCACCGUCGACGAAGCGCUCGAACAGAGCCCGAAAAGAAAUAGUGAACCAUGACGGCGACGUCCCCGAUUCAUCCCCCUCGCGCCCAACCAAGAGACGAAAGAAGGAAAAGAUUGAGCUAGAAACAGAAUUGGAGUCCGCGGCCCCCGAACCAGCAAGACUCCCCCUCGAUCGCGACGGUAUCGCUCUGAGCGAUGACGAAUUGGUGGCCACGAUCGUGCCUCACUUACAGCUACCAGACCACCCGGUUCAGGCCUGUCAAGAUCAUGCCAACGCCCUCUACGAGAAGCACAAUAAGGAAGGCGUUCAAGCUUACGCGAAGCUAGCCGGAAAGGAUUGGACCUUUUAUGUGAAGAACUUGAACAACGUUAUUGGACGUCCACCAGAAGGCGCUCCCGCUGCGACCCGUAUGGUCAGGCCAGAUGGUACGGGAAUGGCCGAAGGUGUGCACAUUGAUUUGGGUCCAAGCAAGAUGGUAUCUCGACUUCACGCAGAAAUCUUCUUUGACUCAAAUACCGAGCUAUGGAAUGUUCAUGUCCAGGGCAGAAAUGGGAUCAAGGUCAAUGAUAAACCGCGCCGAAAAGGAGAGAAAAUCCCUCUAGUCAGUGGGCAUGUGAUCGAGAUUGCUGGCAUUGAGAUGAUGUUUGUCUUACCAGUACGGGAGAGAAGUCUCCAUGUUGACAAUAAAUAUCUUCUGAGAGCUGGACUCAUUCAAGGGCCGGAAGAAGAUAACGGGGAUGAGACGGAGGCACCGGCGUCGUCUCAGACUGCAUCUGGUAACCCUCGUGGUCACAUUGGUUCGGGCCCUCUACCAAUUGCUCCUGCUCCACCGAAUUAUCAGCGUCCGGGAACACCCCUCAGUGCUCGUUCUAAGGCUGAUUAUGCCAAUGGGAAAUCAUCAUAUCCUGGCGGUGCCGUCAUGAACUCUGAAAAUGUGGACUUGAGCCUCGAGAAGCAUCACACGCAAAAGCCAUCCUUCAGCUAUGCACAAAUGAUUGCGCAAGCAAUACUUUCCACUGAGACUGAGCAGUUGAAUCUGAGUGGUAUCUAUUCCUACAUCCAAGAUUCAUAUUCAUAUUACCGACACCAAAAUGCCGGUGGCUGGCAAAACUCCAUCCGACAUAAUCUCUCUCUGAACAAAGCAUUCAUCAAGAUUGCGCGUUCAACUGACGAGCCAGGUAAAGGGAUGAAAUGGUGCAUCGUACCCGAAUGUAGGGAAGAAAUGGUUAGGAACGCAUGGAAAGGCGGAAGGGGUGGCCACAGAGGAUCUUCGGCACCAAAUUCUCCCGCAAAUCAAAACUCCAUUACGCGUGUUACAAAAGAUGACCAGUCGAGCUCCAUGGUUAAGCCGAAACGACACUCUCCAAGAUCUAAAUCGCCCCUCGCGAGAUCCUUCAUGUCCAAUGUUCCUCAAUUCACGCCUGAUCGCCGAGGGCCUGCAAUGCAAGAUAACAUUCCCGGAGACGGCAGCCCCUUACCCCGUCAUCGAAGGCCUGCGGCAUCAUCUUUUGGGCUGUCUGAUAAUGCUCCUGGAUCUCCGCCUACUAUGUCUUCCUCUUAUUUGCAAGAAGAUGCCGGUUCCAUGGUCACACCUGCUCCAUCCCGGGUACACCCUAGGUUGGCCCCUCCUAGUACUGCGCAGCGCCCGAGUCAACAUAUGCCAACAAGUUCUCCUGCCCCAUUCUGGAAGUACGCCGACAUCGGGGUCACGCCAAUGAAACUGGCAGCUUUUCAGUCGAGUCCUGUAAAAGGAAGACUCGCUGAUAUCCCACCAAGUAGUAGCCCUCCACCACCCCAUCGCGCCUCCGCCGUUACUCCUACUCGUACCGCAACCAUUGCGAAGCUUGAUCCUCCUGCCAUUGAGGAGCCCGACGAAGAGGAAGGAGGGUUUGACUUGACUCGUGGCUUUCAAACCAUCAGCUCAUACCACGCCGGCUCUAUUAGAAUGGGUUUCCCUGUUACACCUGCCGUCAAUGGCCAGCCUUAA
Molecule: messenger RNA, 1989 nt
Organism: Glarea lozoyensis ATCC 20868
Lineage: Eukaryota; Fungi; Ascomycota; Leotiomycetes; Helotiales; Helotiaceae
Product: Winged helix DNA-binding protein
Exons: 4
Coding region: 1-1989 (662 amino acids)
Biological process (GO): regulation of transcription by RNA polymerase II
Molecular function (GO): protein binding; RNA polymerase II cis-regulatory region sequence-specific DNA binding; DNA-binding transcription factor activity, RNA polymerase II-specific
Source: RefSeq, a predicted model, not a curated record